This is a messenger RNA of Setaria italica (foxtail millet), 1443 nucleotides long. RefSeq names its product SAGA-associated factor 29. Gene Ontology annotation, cellular component: SAGA complex. The coding region runs from base 315 to 1151 and encodes 278 amino acids. The record is from RefSeq and is a predicted model, not a curated record. Lineage: Eukaryota; Viridiplantae; Streptophyta; Magnoliopsida; Poales; Poaceae. The transcript has 9 exons.
GGCUGAAACGCUUCCAACUCCUGCGGACGCUCCCGGACUCAUCCCAGAGCAGCUGCGUUUAGACCGUCUGCCGCCCAAGGAUGCCGAAACCGGCAACCAUCGGCUUCGGCUUCCGCUUCGCGCACCCGCAUUAACCACCCCCUGCAGAGACGCACCACCCUCCCCGAUUCUCUCCUCCCUCUCCCCUGCGGCCUGCCGCAGCCGGCAGCUGCACGCGUCCGCCGGACCCCCGAGCUGCACGGCGCCCACUCGAAUCGAUCCCCCACGCUCCCGAGUUGGAUCCUUAGCGGGAUUGGGCGGAGGCGCGGCCGGGGAUGUCGUCGUCGGUCGGGGGAGGCGGGGGCGGCGGCGGGGCGGACAUCGCCAGCCUGCUGGAGAAGGCCAAGGAGCUGGACCAGCUGAAGAAGGACCAGGACGAAGUGGUGGCCGAGAUCAAUAAGAUGCACAAGAAGGUCCUUGCAACUCCAGAGACGGUUGAUAAAGCAGUUGAUUCAUUUUUGCUUAAGCUCCGUGGUUUAUAUGCACGUGCGAAGGAGCUCUCUGAGAGUGAAAUCAGUGCCUCAACUGCUUUGAUUGGAUUAUUAGAUGGCUUGUUGCAAUCUGGAGCUUCAACUGCACAGAGGAAAAAGAUGGAAGUUGGUGAUCAGAAAAAGAAGAGGAUCAAGUCUGAUACAGAUACUGCACGAUUUUCUGCUGUGAGGAACCAACUUGACCAGGCUGCAAACCUGAAAGGAGAGCAGGUUGCAGCUAGGGUGAAGUCAGAUGAUGAAAAAGAUGAGUGGUUUGUGGUGAAGGUCAUACAUUUCGAUAAGGAAACAAAAGAGUAUGAAGUACUUGACGAGGAGCCAGGUGACGACGAAGAGAGCACCCAAAAGUACGAGAGGAAGUACAAGUUACCUAUGUCUUGCAUUAUUCCAUUUCCAAAGAAGGGGGAUCCUUCCAGUGCUCCAGAUUUUGGGCAUGGUCGACAAGUCUUAGCGGUUUAUCCUGGCACAACAGCAUUAUACAGAGCUACUGUAGCUUCCCAUCGUAAGAGGAAGUCUGAUGAUUAUAUUCUGGAGUUUGAUGAUGAUGAGGAGGACGGGUCUCUGCCGCAAAGAGCGGUGCCAUUCUAUAGGGUGGUUGCCCUCCCGGAGGGCCACCGGCAGUGAAAGAUCUCGGGAUCUCCGAUGCGUCGUCCUGCAGUGUAGUGUAACAGACAGCGCAAGAAAAUAGGUGCAUCUGAGUGUGACAAUACAGUAAUCUUAUCUCAGUUGCAGCUGGCUGCGUGAGUCGGUGCAGACUAUAGCGCCUGUAAUUUAUGGGGAGUGAAAACUACCUAUUUGCGCUUGCCAUGUGUCCCGUUGUUAAAAUCCCAAACUCACCUGUCCUGUAAAUAGAAAUGGAUCCAGUGUUUCUUUCUAAUAAGCAUGUGUCUGCCUCCAAACUCUUAUACCAAAUUGA